AUGAAUAUAGUGAACGAAUUAACGUACGAUGGCGAAAUUUACCAAUGGACUGGCUCUUUGAACAAGUUAAAGACCUUUGUUGAGAAAACGCUAAACGCUAAAGGGACAUGGACUUCACCCGGCGGCGACGUCAAACUUUUUAAGGAUGAUGAUUCAGAUCUGAUCAUUAAAUGGUAUGGUCCUCGUUCCAAGAAACUUAUAACCCUUACAGACAACUGCGAUCACCCUUUAAAAUUGAAGUUGGAAUGUCGGGCAACGCUGGGUUUAAGAAUUAAAGAGACAACAUUGAGUUUAGGAAGCAAAGAAACGGCUAAAGACGCCAUUCCCAGACCGCCUGAG
Messenger RNA from Paramuricea clavata, 339 nucleotides. Lineage: Eukaryota; Metazoa; Cnidaria; Anthozoa; Malacalcyonacea; Plexauridae. The record is from the annotation of a GenBank genome assembly.